AUGGAGUCUUCAGGUGAAAUCAGCGACUCCACCGACUGGUUGGGGACAAGUCUUCAACUUCUGGCGCCACUCGAGUCUGCACUACGAUGCCAAGUGUGCAAGGACUUUUUUAAUACGCCUAUGAUCACUUCAUGCUCCCAUACCUUCUGCUCACUAUGCAUUCGCCGCUCCCUAUCUGCCGAUAACAGGUGCCCGAUCUGCCGCGAUAGUGAUCAGGUACUGAAGUUGCGUCGCAACUGGGCUGUGUCGGAACUUCUAGAGACGUUCUUGACUGCGCGUCCUCAGGUGCUAGAGCUGGCUAGAAAGGAAAAAGCGCGCUUGGACCGGGGACAAGAUGAAUCACCAGAACCAUCUCAUAAAAAGCGCAAACGUGAUCGCCGGGAAAAACAGCAGGACGGAUCGGUGGUCGAGGCCAUUCCGGAACAACGAGCGACGAGGUCACGCAAUUCUAAUUCGAGAACAGUUCCAAUAGGAUCGCAACAGUUACCCGAGGUCAUCGAAGAUAGCCAGGAUGAAGGCGAUGACGAGGAUUAUAUACCAGUCGGCAUGGUCGAGUGCCCAAUCUGUCAACGAAAAGUCAAGGCAGAACUAGUGAACAGUCAUGUUGAUAGGUGUCUAUCUGGACAAGAAUCGCCGCAGAAGACGCCGCAAAAAAGUACAGCUUUCGGAAUUAUGCAACGCCCACUGAACUCCCCAUCAAACCAAAUAGGAAGACUCCCGACUCUAAAUUACGACCUCAUGAGAGACCCCCAGUUGCGGAAAAAGUUCAAAGAACUCGGCAUCCCUGGAGACGGGCCUAGGGAUCUCUUGAAAAGACGCCACACGGAGUGGAUAAACCUUUGGAACGCAAACUGUGACUCCGAAAACCCAAAAACCAGAUCACAGCUUCUUCGUGAAUUGAAGAUAUGGGAGGAUACGCAAGGUGGCGCUUCAACCGUGACGAGCUUUUCAGAGAGAAAUACGAUAACCAGCAAGGAGUUCGAUGCAGCUGGAUGGUCUGCAGACCAUAAAAGUGACUUCCAACGGCUCAUUGCCAGUGCUCGUCGGAAGACAGAUGCACAAGUCAGAUCCACAAUUCCUGGCGCGUCGGACUCAAGUGCAUCGUCAUCACAGCCCGAAUCCGCAAAGAAGGCGCAGGGCAACGGUAUCAGGCACCCGGACCAUCCCUGA
This is a messenger RNA of Penicillium angulare, 1170 nucleotides long. It is a transcript of the gene rad18, whose product is annotated as E3 ubiquitin-protein ligase RAD18. Gene Ontology annotation, cellular component: nucleus; Rad6-Rad18 complex. Gene Ontology annotation, molecular function: ubiquitin protein ligase activity; single-stranded DNA binding. The record is from RefSeq and is a predicted model, not a curated record. Lineage: Eukaryota; Fungi; Ascomycota; Eurotiomycetes; Eurotiales; Aspergillaceae. Bases 1 to 1170 code for a protein of 389 amino acids. Gene Ontology annotation, biological process: protein monoubiquitination; DNA damage tolerance. The transcript has 3 exons.